CAUCACUACAUUCGGACAGCUCAUUCAGAAAGAGGAACCCCACGCCGCCUCCCGCACUCUCACCGCUCGAUCGAGUCGAGCAACCUGGGAGAAAAAAUAGUCAUGAAAUACUAUGGCACGGGAACGUAUGCACUCCGACAGAAACAUCUUCAGAACAGGGAAACAUUUGCAUUUAUAUUUUCACACUCCACGAGCAGAAGCGUUGUGGGCGGGAUUAUUUUUGUCGUUGAAACCUACGUGAAAGAGGAGUUGGACGUUGAAUGAAGAUUAUGUACAGAAUGCCCAGCUUCAUUACAAAACUUUGAUGCUCAUUUUCCUGCGAAGAUUAAUGAACUUCCCCCGAAAUCAACUGGAAUCGAAGGUGAGACCACUGAGUGAGUGCGUCGGACCAGUGAGAGUUUCCCGGCUUGUGGAAAACCCAAGUUGCUGCUUCUGAAUACCAUGAGAAAAAAUUGAAAAGUGAUCGCAUGAAUUAAAUACAAUUAUUUGGCCUGUGGUAACAAAAAAUAUGCCUGUGCUAUUUACGGACACAGACAAUGACACUUGCCACCAUAUGAAAGUUAUCGACUCAUCGAGUCCGAUCAUCAGCUCACUGAUGUUUUCAGCCGGAGUAAUCGGAAAUGUAAUCGCUUUGAUCCUGUUGGAAAUCCGUCGAAGAAAGGAUCUGAGUCGGCAGCGCCCGUCUCUCUUCCACGUGUUUGUGACCGUGCUGGUCGUUACGGACCUUCUAGGAACUUGUCUCAUUAGCCCUGUAGUGAUGGCAUCUUAUGCGACAAACAUGACGAUGAUAACUAUGGGUAAUAGUUCUUCCGUGUGUGCGUAUUUUGGUGUAAGUAUGACUUUUUUUAGUUUGGCAACUUUGUCCAUACUUUUUGCCAUGGCGACGGAGCGAUGCAUUUCCAUAGGAUGCCCGUACUUUUACGGGCGGCACAUCACCAAACGUUUAGGAUAUGCCUCGAUCUUCUUCAUUUACCUGAUUUGCGUAGUCUUCUGUCUUUUGCCGUUCUUUGGUUUCGGGGAGUACGUACAAUACUGCCCGGGGACUUGGUGUUUCAUUGACAUGAACCCACGCGCGACCAAGGACAAAGUGUAUGCCAACGUUUAUGCCACUGUGAUGCUUGCGAUCGUCACCUCCGUUGUGGCUUGCAACGCGUUUGUGGUUUACCAUCUGGUCCUAAUGUACCGGAGGCGCAAAAUAAACCGAGGAUCAACGCGGGGCAAAAAGGAGCGGAGACAAAACUCCCUGGCUGAAGAGGUCGAGCACCUCAUUCUCCUGGUCUUCAUGACUGUGGCGUUCGUGAUUUGCUCCCUCCCACUAAUGGUCCGUGUGUACAUCAACACGUCUGGAGAGAGGAAAGAGAGACACAAAAUUGACCUCAUCGCCCUGCGCUUCCUCUCCAUCAACUCCAUCAUCGACCCCUGGGUCUUCAUCAUCCUCAGCCCGUCUGUCCUGCGCUUCCUCUGGGGGGCUCUGUGCAAGCGCUCAGCCCUGCCCUACCGGGGGGACAUGUUCAGCUCCUCCGUGGUCAAGGAGUCGAACACCCUGAACGACCUCUCCCUCCACAAGGCCGCCACCGAGGUCACCAAGCUCCAGAGCCAGGGCGAGACGGUGUGAGCUGACUAGCUCGCUCCCCUGCAACCCCAGAAACUGGCCCAGAGAAGAGGUCCCUUAGGAGGCAGAGCAUUGAGCCGGUGAUUUAGGCCUGUGUCAGGCUCUGUCGAGCUAUUGUAGUGAGGAAUCGAACGGGCAGUUUCCUACAUGUUCCACUAAGUGUAGACUGGCAGGGAAAUUGGCUUAUUUACAAAGUGACUAGCUCAUUUAGGAUUGCUCAAGGCCGUAUUUGACUUGGACACAAACCACAGGGCAUACACCGUCAGGUAGAAAUGAGAUGAGAUGUUGUACUUGGGCCCAUAGAAGAAGAUAUUUCAGUUACAGGAAUUCAUAAAUGGGGAAACCAUACUGGGAGUCAUAUUUUAAAUGUAGAUUUUACUUGAAGUACGUAUUUGAAGAGUACGUACGUUGUUUUAUGUUCACUUCCCUGCUAAAAAAAAAAUCAAGCUCAAGCCAGGUUCGGUAGCUGGUCGACCAGCUCACGCUACGCUUUGAAGCAGCUGGUUGCUGGUAAUUUCAGCCUGGUCAUAGCAGGAUUUUCCACCAGGGCUGACUGCUGUCAGGCAGGGAGAAAGCGGGAGGGUUCUUUGAGCCUGCUGUGUUGGGACAGGCCUUUCCGCGUCGAGGAGCCUGAAUGGAAUUAAACCGAUAGCGCACCUCCCGGCGCACAGACACACCUUGGCGCUCUCCCUCAGUAUUUCGAACCCUUGCCCUGGGCCUUCUGCGGCUUAGCUGCUGGCACCCUGCCUGCCAGGGUCUGUCAUCACUGCGGGAGUUUCCUUGGUACGGAAAAAAAAGACUUUCUGCCCCUUCAUUGACCAGAAGUGGGUGACUUGUAAGAUGACUAUGUUGUGAUGAUGUAGAUCUAGCCUGCACAUGUCUUUGAUUUCCAUUUCCGCCAGUGAGACACAUUCUUGGCAGAUUUAGAUUAAAAAAAUAAAGAAAUAAAAUUUUAAAAAAUCUUGGACAUAAAUGACAAGCACCUCUGUCUGUGCUUGCUGUAGGAGCAGACUGUGGAUUAAACUGAAUUGUAAAAUACUGCUGAGGUUGAUUUAAUUGCUGUUGAUUUGGUAAAAACAGUGCACUGAAAAUAUAUGAUGCUAGGACGAGUCAAAAUUCUUCUGCCGAAUUUGUGAUGCUUUGUAUGCUAUGCUUUCUUGUAUGGUAUGCCAUGUUAAAUUAUUUUAUGAUAUAACAAUGUAAUGUGUAGUGUCUUUGCUCUGUAAUUCAACCUGAAUCAGGAAUGAAUGAUAUUAAUAAGGAAUGAAUAUAUUCAUAAAUAUGUAAUAUUAAGGUAUUAUAAUCUGUGAUGUAAACUGUUAUGGCCGUUGUUAACUGUUACGGUAAUAACUAUGUACUGUAGUUCUCAAGUAUUUAUUUGCACUGAAAAAUGUAAAAGCUGCGUGUGUGUGUGUGUGUUAUCCAUACCCUCCCAUCUGUCAGACCAUCUCUUGAGUUCCAGCUCAGUGAUCACUGAAAGAUAUUGUAUCCGCAUUAUGGAUGCAGCUUUAAGCAUAAUACAUUGCCGUUGCCUGGCUAUCACUUAAAUAUAAAUAUAAAUCUUCAGGUGGAACCUCGUUGUUGAGGACAGACAAUGGCAGUUUAGAGAGAGCUAUGGUGGGAACUGCAGGCACAGAGGGUCACAGUUAGCUUUGUCACUGUUAUGAUAAGGCGCCCCCCUCCAACAUGAGGAGGAAGUUCAGUUAAGCGUGCUUACAAGUCAACAGGGAGUUUGGGAAGAUGUCAUGUUGUUUCUGGAAACUGGCUAAACAUUCUGGAUGUUGCUGAAGUUAAAUUCUAGGUUCAGACACACACAGUAUAUGCCUGUAAGAUUUCCUAACUUGUCCACAGCUGUGUCCAUAAGAAAAUUAAAAGAGUCAUUUUUCGUAAUAAAAUUUAAGCUUGCCGUUUCGGUAAGUCUCGGUAGUGUUUACGAAAUUCACCAGGAGAAAGUAAACUGGAAACUUGGCGUGCUGCUCUCAAAAGCUUUGUACCAUAUCUCCUGUCAAUUUACUCAGCGGGGGCGAGACAUUCCAACCCCAUUCUCGUUAUUCUGCCCCCAUAUUUUUCUGAUUUCACAAUCACUCUUCCAAACCCGCCAAAGCUGGAUCUAUUUCAAACAACCGCUUGGCUUCUCUUGACACUAAGGUCUGAGAAUUUUAUUUUAUAGAGUGAUGGAGGCUGACAGGAUUCAACUGUCAAAAUCCGGUGUGGGAGCAUUAUUUCUGAACUUAAACUCAUUGCCAGGGGCAACGGCACAUCAUAGCGAUGCUGCUCUGAUUGGUCAAAUUUUUCUGAGAUCCAUAAUUGGCUCAUUGUACCUGUGUGUCCCAUGAUUUGUACCCUAAUUUUUGCCUGACGUGUGUGUAUGCUGUGCUAUAUGUUAAUGUAAUGUCCAGGUCUGGAUUGCAUUCAUCAAUCUAUAUUAUAAUACAAGAGUAUUGAAAACAAUGCCAUGGUAUUAUACACUCCUUUGAUCAUGUUGAUUUUCUGUGAACAGUUUGCCAAUGAAUGAUUUAUGUCAAAAGGUUCAAUGUAGCUUUUGUAUGGAGCUGUAUCCUCAAUGCCACUUAAAAUUGAAUGACUAUGAAAUAUACAUAUGAUAAAUA
Molecule: messenger RNA, 4221 nt
Organism: Conger conger (European conger)
Lineage: Eukaryota; Metazoa; Chordata; Actinopteri; Anguilliformes; Congridae
Product: prostaglandin E2 receptor EP2 subtype-like
Exons: 2
Coding region: 509-1615 (368 amino acids)
Biological process (GO): adenylate cyclase-activating G protein-coupled receptor signaling pathway; positive regulation of cytosolic calcium ion concentration; inflammatory response
Cellular component (GO): plasma membrane
Molecular function (GO): prostaglandin E receptor activity
Source: RefSeq, a predicted model, not a curated record